AUGUCAACUAUAAGACCUUCCGAUCAUUUUGGUGAUAAUCCAGGUGAUCAAGAAGAUUCUGUGGACUUUGAAUUUUUCGAAGAACACCGAGAGUCUAUACCGGGAUCACUGAAAAAGAAUGACAACAAUAACUCAAAUUUAUUUAAAGCAAACAAUAAACUUUUGUACACUGAAGAGGAAGAAAAGAACAAGAAGGGGAAAGAAGAUGGAAAUAAUUGGGUUAAAAGUCCAACAUUUCACAAAUCAGUUAACAAUUCUGAUAAAAGUAAUAAAAAUAAAGCUGUAGUGAAGAAUAUUGACAGUGACUCAGUGAAUGAUGAUGACGAAGAAGAACAAUCAAUUUCAUCUGGCGAUAUUUAUAAUAUUCCUAGAAAUGAAAAUAGAAAUGUAACAUCUAGAAAUUCUCCAAUACGACAAUCACCAAAUAAAAAUAAUGAACGUAAAAAGCAAACCAGACCCUCAUUUCGUAUUGCUUCAAAUUCUGAUAUUUUUAAUAUGAACAAUGAAUGUAUUAAUGUUGCACAAAUUGCAGAUGCUUUGAAAAGUUUUGACAAAAAAAUACAUCGUUUACAUAUUCGUCCACCAUGGAAAGAUCCAAAUUCAAGACCACUUCCAAGUGAUCGAACAACAGCAUUUUAUAACAUGUACGAGGAUUAUUUAAAAUAUCGAAAUCAGCGACCAUUGUCAAGUUUAGGAUAUUCAACAACACAAUGUUUGAAUGACGAAAUAGCUCUGGAAAACUAUGAAUUAGCUAAGCGCUUACAAAAAAUUCGACCUACAACUGGUAUGACUAAAGAAGAACAAUUACGAGAUUAUAAAAAGUAUUUUAUUACACCGAACUCAUUGUAUCCUUAUUAUAAAUCUGAAUUUAUUUCUUAUCGAAAAAAUUCUCAUAUAAAUCAAAACCUUAUUAAAAAUAAAAAACAAAUUAAUACUUUAAAACCAAAUGAAUUCACAUCUAAAUCUGUAAAUAAUAAUUCAUCAUACAAUAAAUAUCAAACGAGUAAUAAUAAUGAUAAAAAUAAUUUGAAGCGAUCAAACAAAGAUGUUCAAGGAAAAAUAAAACUUGAAAAUUCUUAUAAUUCUGAAUUUAAACAUGAAUCACAUGAUUCACAUUCUUCUACAUUGAAUCAUCAAGUGAAAUAUUCAAAACAAUUCAAUAAAUCAAUUACUGUUAAACAACAAUCUUCCAAUAAUCGUCCAUCAUCAUCAUCAUCAUCAUCAACAUCGUCAAGUUCAUUUAAUUCAUCACCUGAAUUAUCAGUGAAAUAAUAAAAAAUUAUACUUUUGAAAUGAAUUAAUU
This is a messenger RNA of Schistosoma mattheei, 1303 nucleotides long. The record is from the annotation of a GenBank genome assembly. NCBI's taxonomy places the organism in Eukaryota, Metazoa, Platyhelminthes, Trematoda, Strigeidida, Schistosomatidae.